AUGACUCUAACUAACAUUGAUCAUGAGAAGCAAAUAUACUGCUUCAAAGUCUUGUAUGCAAUUGUGGUGCUUUUACUACACAUGAACAAUCCUUGCAUUGGAUGCAGUGAGAGGGAAAUGCAAGCCCUCCUUGCAUUCAAACAAGGCCUCGUGGAUGACGACAAUCGCCUCCUUUCAUGGGGAAGAGAAGUGCAAACCAAAGACUGUUGCCAAUGGGCCGGAGUCUACUGCAGCAACCAGACUGGCCAUGUUGUUCAGCUUGAUCUUGGAGGCCAAUCUUUGCAAGGUACGAUUAGUCCUAAACUCGUUGAGUUGCAGCAUUUGGAGUAUUUGAACCUUGGUUCCAAUAAUUUCAGUCGGAGCCAAAUUCCAGAGUUCAUUGGAUCUUUGAGCAAUUUAAGAUACCUCGAUCUCUCUUAUGCAAAAUUUGGAGGUGAAAUUCCAUAUCAACUUGAAAAUCUCACACACUUGGAAUAUCUCGAUCUCAGCUCGGAUGGAUUUAUUUCUGCAAAAAACCUCAAUUGGCUCUCUAAUCUUUCUUGUCUAAAACACUUGGGCCUCAGUUCCACUAAUCUCACCGGUGUUGUUGGUUGGCUGGAAGCAGUUAAUAUGCUUCCUAAAUUAAGAUACUUGAUAUUAUGGGGGUGUAAUCUUCCUCCUCCAAUUAUAUCCUCUGUUUCUGUUUUGAACUCUUCUAAAUCUCUUGUAAGUGUCGAUCUCUCCUACAACAAUCUUAACUCUUCAAUCUUUCAAUGGCUGUCCGGUACUCAUACCAACCUUGUUGAUCUUGAUCUAUCUGGGAACAAUUUAAAUGGUUCCUCAAUUCCUGAUGAUUUCGGAAACAUGAGCUCUCUUGCAUAUCUUGCUCUCUCUGUUAGCAGACUUAAAGGAGGGAUCCCAAAUUCGUUUGGCAAGUUAUGUAGUCUGCGGCAUUUGGACCUUGGGAAUAAUAGCCUUAGUGGACAACUUUCAGACAUUAUUGACAUAUUGUCUAAAUGCGCUCAAAACACAUUAGAGUAUUUGGAUAUCUCUAAUAAUCAUGGCAUCAUGGGUUCAGUGCCUGAAAAUAUUGGACACAUGUCCAAGUUGGAGGUUCUUGAAUUUAGUGGGAAUUCUUUGGAAGGAGUGAUUUCAGAAAUCCAUUUCUCGAAACUUUUCAAAUUAAAGUAUUUGGGUUUAUCCUCCAACUCUCUAUCUUUAAACUUCAGUUUUGAUUGGGUUCCUCCCUUUCAGUUGCAAUCAAUGACAUUGAGGUCUUGUAAGAUGGGGCCAUCUUUCCCAAAAUGGCUUCGAACUCAGAAAAGUGUUUCCAGUCUUGAUAUUUCUAAUAAUGGAAUUACUGAUACCAUUCCGAGUUGGCUUUGGGAUUUGUCACAUCAAGUAUUCUUUAUGGAUCUCUCUCAGAAUCAAAUUAGAGGAACAAUUGGAAAUUUGAGAUCGGAGUUCCCACCUAAGCUAAAUGUGAGUUGGAACCAAUUGGAGGGUCCAAUCCCUUCAACUUUAUCAGAAGUUACUUUUUUAGAUCUCUCCAAUAAUAAAUUUUCAGUGGCAGCAGCUUCUUUUUUGUGCACAACCAAGGAUAUCUUUCUUGAUUUGAGCAAUAACUCUUUAUCUGGAAAAAUUCCUACCACCAUGGGGUACUUGUUUAGCAUUGAGACACUAAAACUAAAUAACAACGGAUUUGUGGGAGAGUUGCCUUCACAAUUGAAGAAUUGCAGAAACUUGACACUUUUUAAUCUUGGGGAAAAUAAAUUAUUGGGAUCAAUACCUGAAUGGUUAGGGGCAAGUCACCCAAAUUUAGCUAUCCUUAUCCUUCAAUCUAAUCACUUCUAUGGAAGCAUCCCACCACAAUUAUGUCAUCUCAAAAGUAUUCAACUUUUGGAUUUGUCAAAGAACAACAUCUCUGGAACUAUACCCAAAUGUCUCAACAGUUUGACUACUCUGACUCAAAAAGGAAGUUCAAGUCAAACUAUCCAACAUUCCUUCACAGGUAAUUCUGGACGCAUAACCUUUUAUGAGGUUUAUGAUGAUGAAGCAUCUUUAAUAUGGAAAGGAUUGAGAGCUGAAUUUAAAAGUAUUCUAGGACUUCUAAAGAGUAUUGAUCUCUCAAGCAAUAAGUUGAUUGGGGAGAUUCCUAGUGAAAUCACUUAUCUUGUUGGUUUGAUUUCUUUAAACCUGUCGAGAAACCAAUUAACAGGUCAAAUACCUUCAAGGAUUGGAAAUUUGCAGGAGUUAGAGUCUCUUGAUUUAUCAAGAAACCAGAUAAAUGGUAGAAUUCCAACAAGUCUUUCUCGGAUAGCUCGUCUUCCUAAGUUGGACUUGUCAGAAAACAACUUGUUUGGAAAAAUUCCAAUAGGCACUCAACUCCAAAGCUUUGACUAUGCUUAUGGUGGAAAUCCUCUGCUUUGUGGAGCACCACUCCCAAAGACAUGCCCUGAGGAGGAAAAAGGUCCAGGACAACCUAUGUUGGUGAACCAAGACAGCCAGGAUGGGCUCAUAACACAAGGAUAUUACAUCAGCAUGGGGCUUGGGUUUGUUGUUGGAUUUUGGGGAGUUUGUGGCACUCUUCUGCUCAACAGGUCAUGCAGAUACACAUACUUCAAUUUCUUGACCUUUUGGAACGAUUGGCUGCACGUGAAGGCAGCAAUCACCAUGCAAAGGAUGCUUAAUAGAUAA
Molecule: messenger RNA, 2676 nt
Organism: Prunus armeniaca (apricot)
Lineage: Eukaryota; Viridiplantae; Streptophyta; Magnoliopsida; Rosales; Rosaceae
Source: the annotation of a GenBank genome assembly